Molecule: messenger RNA, 5416 nt
Organism: Jaculus jaculus (lesser Egyptian jerboa)
Lineage: Eukaryota; Metazoa; Chordata; Mammalia; Rodentia; Dipodidae
Gene: Mapk8ip3
Product: mitogen-activated protein kinase 8 interacting protein 3
Exons: 33
Coding region: 18-4055 (1345 amino acids)
Biological process (GO): vesicle-mediated transport
Cellular component (GO): cytoplasm
Molecular function (GO): signaling receptor complex adaptor activity; MAP kinase scaffold activity; kinesin binding
Source: RefSeq, a predicted model, not a curated record
UGGCGGCCGCGGCCGCGAUGAUGGAGAUCCAGAUGGACGAGGGCGGCGGCGUGGUGGUGUACCAGGACGACUACUGCUCGGGCUCGGUGAUGUCGGAGCGCGUGUCGGGCCUGGCGGGCUCCAUCUACCGCGAGUUCGAGCGCCUCAUCCACUGCUACGACGAGGAGGUGGUCAAGGAGCUCAUGCCGCUCGUGGUGAACGUGCUGGAGAACCUGGACUCGGUGCUGAGCGAGAACCAGGAGCACGAGGUGGAGCUGGAGCUGCUGCGCGAGGACAACGAGCAGCUGCUCACGCAGUACGAGCGCGAGAAGGCGCUGCGCAAGCAGGCCGAGGAGAAAUUCAUUGAAUUUGAAGAUGCCUUGGAACAAGAGAAGAAGGAGCUCCAAAUCCAGGUGGAACACUAUGAGUUUCAGACACGUCAGCUAGAACUGAAGGCCAAAAACUAUGCAGAUCAAAUCUCGCGACUGGAAGAGCGGGAGUCGGAGAUGAAGAAGGAGUACAAUGCCCUGCACCAGCGGCACACAGAGAUGAUUCAGACCUAUGUGGAGCACAUCGAAAGGUCCAAGAUGCAACAGGUUGGGGGGAGCGGCCAGACAGAGAGCAGCCUGCCAGGGCGGAGUCCUCGCCAGUCGUGGAGGAAAAGCAGGAAGGAGCGCCCCACCUCUCUGAAUGUCUUCCCCCUGGCUGACGGCAUGGUACGUGCACAGAUGGGGGGCAAGUUCGUGCCUUCGGGGGACCACUGGCACCUGAGUGACCUCGGCCAGCUGCAGUCCAGCUCCAGCUACCAGUGUCCAAACGAUGAAAUGUCAGAGUCGGGCCAGUCCUCAGCAGCUGCCACGCCCAGCACCACAGGCACCAAAUCUAACACACCCACAUCCUCUGUGCCCUCGGCUGCUGUCACUCCACUCAACGAGAGCCUGCAGUCCCUGGGGGACUGUGGUGGUGGCACAAAGAACAACAAGCGAGCCCGGGAGAAGCGCAACAGCCGCAACAUGGAGGUCCAGGUCACCCAGGAGAUGCGAAACGUCAGCAUAGGCAUGGGCAGCAGUGAUGAGUGGUCUGAUGUUCAGGACAUUAUCGACUCUACCCCAGAGCUGGACGUGUGUCCAGAGACCCGUCUGGACCGCACUGGAAGCAGCCCAACCCAAGGGAUUGUGAACAAAGCUUUUGGCAUCAACACUGACUCCCUGUACCAUGAGCUAUCCACAGCAGGGUCCGAGGUCAUCGGGGAUGUGGACGAGGGGGCCGACCUUCUAGGGGAGUUCUCAGUGCGCGAUGAUUUUUUUGGAAUGGGCAAAGAAGUGGGGAACCUGCUGCUGGAAAACUCACAGCUUCUAGAAACCAAAAAUGCUUUAAAUGUGGUGAAGAAUGACCUCAUUGCCAAAGUUGACCAACUGUCAGGGGAGCAAGAGGUGCUGAAGGGGGAGCUGGAGGCAGCCAAGCAGGCCAAAGUCAAGCUGGAGAACCGAAUCAGAGAGCUGGAAGAAGAGCUGAAGAGAGUGAAGUCUGAGGCAGUCACCGCUCGCCGUGAACCCAGAGAAGAGGUGGAGGAUGUGAGCAGCUAUCUCUGUACAGAAUUGGACAAAAUCCCCAUGGCCCAGCGCCGUCGCUUCACACGUGUAGAGAUGGCCCGAGUACUCAUGGAGCGCAACCAGUACAAGGAGCGACUGAUGGAGCUGCAGGAGGCUGUGCGGUGGACUGAGAUGAUCAGAGCAUCCCGGGAACACCCAUCUGUCCAAGAGAAGAAGAAGUCUACCAUCUGGCAGUUCUUCAGCCGCCUCUUCAGCUCUUCCUCCAGCCCCCCUCCUGCCAAGCGGUCUUACCCAUCAGUGAACAUCCACUACAAGUCACCCACAGCUGCCGGCUUCAGCCAGCGACGCGGCCACGCCAUGUGCCAGAUCUCAGCCGGCAGCAGGCCCUUGGAGUUCUUCCCUGACGAUGACUGCACCUCUUCUGCCCGGCGUGAGCAGAAGCGUGAGCAGUAUCGCCAGGUGCGUGAACACGUGCGCAACGAUGAUGGCAGGCUGCAGGCCUGCGGGUGGAGCCUGCCUGCCAAGUAUAAGCAGCUGAGCCCCAAUGGGGGCCAGGAGGAUACGCGGAUGAAGAAUGUGCCAGUCCCCGUGUACUGCCGUCCUCUGGUGGAGAAGGACCCCACCAUGAAGCUCUGGUGUGCUGCCGGGGUCAACCUGAGUGGAUGGAAACCAAACGAAGAUGACUCUGGAAGUGGAACCAAACCAGCUCCAGGUCACGACCCACUGACCUGCGACCGGGAGGUAGAAGGCGAGCCCAAGAGUAACCACACAUCACCUGAAAAGAGGAAGGCAAAAGAGAUCCCUGAGACCGACGCCACGUCCAGCCGGGUAUGGAUCCUCACCAGCACCCUGACCACCAGCAAGGUGGUGAUCAUUGAUGCCAACCAGCCAGGCACUGUUGUGGACCAAUUCACAGUCUGCAAUGCCCAUGUCCUAUGCAUCUCCAGCAUCCCUGCGGCCAGCGAUGGUGACUAUCCCCCCGGGGAGAUGUUCCUAGACAGCGACGUGAACCCCGAGGACUCGGGCACUGAUGGUGUCCUGGCCGGCAUCACCCUAGUGGGCUGUGCCACCCGCUGCAAUGUGCCACGUAGCAACUGCUCCUCCCGAGGGGACACUCCAGUCCUGGACAAGGGUCAGGGGGAGGUGGCUGCCACUGCCAAUGGGAAGGUCAACCCCUCCCAGUCCACAGAAGAAGCCACAGAAGCCACAGAGGUGCCAGAUCCUGGGCCCAGCGAGCAAGCAGCAGCUGCAGUUCGACCUGGGCCCCUCACAGAGCAUGUCUUCACUGACCUGGCACCCAUCCCACCUUCUAGCACCCAGCCUGGCAGUGAGAAUGGGCCAGAAUCUGAUGGCAGCAGUGCACAGCCCCAGGCGGAGCCCACUGGGGACCCUUCAGCAGCCAGCAGCAGUGCCGCACCCACCAUGUGGCUGGGAGCUCAGAAUGGCUGGCUGUAUGUGCACUCAGCCGUGGCCAACUGGAAGAAGUGUCUGCACUCCAUCAAGCUGAAGGACUCUGUGCUGAGCCUGGUGCAUGUCAAAGGCCGAGUGUUGGUGGCCCUUGCAGAUGGAACUCUAGCCAUCUUCCACCGUGGCGAGGAUGGUCAGUGGGAUUUGAGCAACUAUCAUCUGAUGGACCUGGGCCACCCACACCACUCUAUUCGCUGCAUGGCUGUUGUGGAUGACCGCGUCUGGUGUGGCUACAAGAACAAGGUGCACGUUAUCCAACCCAAGACGAUGCAGAUUGAGAAGUCAUUUGAUGCCCAUCCAAGGCGAGAGAGCCAGGUGCGGCAGCUGGCCUGGAUUGGCGAUGGGGUGUGGGUGUCCAUCCGUUUGGACUCUACCCUGCGGCUCUACCAUGCCCACACCCACCAGCACCUGCAGGACGUGGACAUUGAACCUUAUGUCAGCAAGAUGCUGGGCACCGGCAAGCUGGGCUUCUCCUUCGUACGCAUCACAGCCUUACUCAUUGCGGGCAACCGCCUCUGGGUGGGCACUGGCAAUGGAGUGGUCAUCUCUAUCCCCCUAACUGAGACUGUGGUCCUGCACCGAGGCCAGCUCCUGGGGCUCCGAGCCAACAAGACAUCCCCCACAUCUGGGGAGGGGGCCCGUCCAGGGGGCGUCAUCCACGUGUAUGGAGACGACAGCAGUGACAAGGCUGCCAGCAGCUUCAUCCCUUACUGCUCCAUGGCCCAGGCUCAGCUCUGCUUCCAUGGGCACCGUGAUGCUGUCAAAUUCUUUGUCUCAGUGCCAGGAAAUGUGCUGGCCACUCUCAACGGCAGUGUGCUGGACAGCCCAUCAGAGGGCCCUGGGCCUGCUGCUCCUGCCGCAGAAGCAGACAGCCAGAAGCUUAAGAGUGCACUGGUGCUAAGCGGUGGUGAAGGCUACAUAGACUUCCGCAUCGGGGACGGAGAGGACGACGAGACGGAAGACAGCACUGGGGACGUGAGCCAGUCGAAGCCUGUGCUGUCCAAGGCCGAGCGCAGCCACAUCAUCGUGUGGCAGGUGUCCUACACCCCAGAGUGAACCCACCCUGCCUGAUGCCAACUGUACAUAGGACCCUGCCUGCCUGCCCCCUGCCUGUCCCCUGGGGUAGCCAGGCCUGUACAUCCCCUUCUAACCUCUCAACUUGCAGCUUUUGCCUGAGGUCCAGCCCCCAGCCGUUAGGAAGGGGUAAUGCGGGUCGGUGGGAGGGAGGGAGGCGGUAGUGGGUGGGGUUCCCAUUGGGGAGGGGGAGAGCCUCUGGGACACCCUCUCCCCAGUAGCUCCUGGCACCCAUCUUGGCAUCAACCCCAGAGGCACUUCGAGGGUACAGGACAGAGAUGGCUGUUGGUGGCCCCCAUAGGUGGGCCUGGCUCCACCUAGGGCUCCCCAGUCCUGCAGAAGCAGGUGCCUCAUCCUGCCGUCUUCCCAGUCUACUUGCUUUGCAUGCUGCCCUGGGGCAGGGGUCCUGACAUCCAUGCCGUUGUUCUCCGAGGGAUCCAGGAGGCCAGCCAGCAUCUGUUGCCCAGGUGCCUGGAUCACAGCCAGCCUUCUCUAUCCCCAAACUUCUGUUUCCAUAGCCUCCAUCCUGGGUCUCACCCUGGACCUAGCAUGAAAGCUUGGGCCAGGCACCCUGGGCAGCUGCUCCACAUGAACCAAUGCCCUUUAUCCCAAGGGAGCUGUGAUUGUCCAGCUCCUCCCAGAAGCCCCUAGGGUAGAAUUUCUCAGGCUGCCAGGGCAAGCCCAGGCCUCAGGAAGAAAGGUGGUCCUGGCCUGCCCCGGGUCAGUCCUCGGAUGCAAGGCUCAGCCUCAGGUUGAUGGGGGAUGGUGUGUUCCUGGGGCCUGCCUCCUGCACAGGGCUCCAAGGAGCCCAGCUCCCAGACACGUACUAAGUGCCUAGGGUUGCCCGCUGUGGCCUGCUCCCUUGGAGAGCAACUGACAAGGCUGCCAGGCAAGGCUAGAAGAGCUGAAGAUGGGCCAGGGUGGAUGCAGCUCUAGGCAGGGGCAGAUACCACCCUGGCAAACGCUCUGGCGGAGUGGCCUGCCCUACUGGUCUCCACACCUUCCUGGUCCUGGCCCUACUCCUCAGGGGUGCUGAUCAGGGCCAGCUGGUCCCGGCUGUCCUGCUCCCCACCAGAGAAGCACAGAUCCAGGGACAAUGAACUGUCUCUGAGCCCGACUGGCCACCACAAGCUGCAGCCGUGUGCAGCUGCAGGCUUCUCCCCACCACCCUGCCACCUCUCCACUGUGAUGUAUGUCCCUUGUCUGUUCCCACAAGUGUGAAGUGACAGGUCGGGUGGGUGGGUGCAGAUGGGGGAAGGGCCGGUGCAACUCUCCUCAGGCUUUGGCCCUGCAAGUAAAACCCACAUAUCUGCUCUGUACGUAAUAAACAUCUUACCACAGUG